AUGGAAGUUACACAAGUUCAUGUGGAUUACUUUAGGACAGAAGAGGACCAUUCAACAAUGGAUAAUAGGACUACAGGUACCAGUGGGUCUGUUAUUUCCCUGCAUGCUGGUACUUGUGGUUAUCCAAACAGUGAAAGUUGCCAGAAAUGUCCUGAUGAUAAAUGGCCAAAUAUGGAAAAAGAUGCUUGUAUUCCCAGAAUAAUUGAAUUUCUCUCAUACAAGGACACAACUGCUUCUUUGUUGUCUGCAAUAUCUGUAUUAUUUAUUAUUUUAACUGCCUCCAUAAUCAGAUUGUUUAUUUACUUCUUGGACACUCCCAUAGUAAAAGCCAAUAAUAGAAACCUUAGCUUUAUUCUUCUCAUCUCCCUCAAGCUGAGCCUACUCUGUGUGAAUCUGUUCAUCGGCCGUCCAGUAGAUAUCACCUGCAUGCUACGCCAAAUAUCCUUUGGAAUAAAUUUCACUGUGGCUGUAUCUUCUGUCCUUGCCAAGACUGUCAUGGUUUACAUUGCAUUCAAAGCCACCAGACCUGGAAGCUCUUGGAGAAAAUGGUUGGGUGUUCAAUUGCCAAAUUCUGUAGUGUUUAUCUGCUCAUCUGUUCAAGUUCUCACCAGUGCUAUUUGGUUGUUAUUUUUUCCUCCUUUUGCAGAGUAUGACAUAAACACAUAUCCUGGUGUGAUCAUCAUUCAGUGUAAUGAAGGUUCUAUUCUUGCAUUUUAUGUCAUGUUGGGUUACAUGGGGUUACUUGCAGCUCUGUGUUUUGUUCUGGCUUUCAUGGUGAGGACAUUACCGGACAUCUUCAAUGAAGCCAAAUACAUCUCCUUCAGCAUGGUGGUGUUCUGCAGUGUGUGGAUCUGUGCCAUGCCUGCCUACCUGAGCAGUAAGGGGAAACACAUGGUCAUUGUAGAGAUAUUUGCCAUAUUGGCAUCAG
This is a messenger RNA of Pseudophryne corroboree (corroboree frog), 928 nucleotides long. RefSeq names its product vomeronasal type-2 receptor 26-like. The transcript is spliced from 3 exons. The annotation marks the transcript as partial. Gene Ontology annotation, cellular component: plasma membrane. Lineage: Eukaryota; Metazoa; Chordata; Amphibia; Anura; Myobatrachidae. Gene Ontology annotation, molecular function: G protein-coupled receptor activity. Gene Ontology annotation, biological process: G protein-coupled receptor signaling pathway. The record is from RefSeq and is a predicted model, not a curated record.